Plasmodium adleri (nom. inval.) is the source of this 588-nucleotide messenger RNA. Its product is annotated as exosome complex component CSL4, putative. The transcript has 2 exons. The record is from RefSeq and is a predicted model, not a curated record. Gene Ontology annotation, biological process: RNA processing. Gene Ontology annotation, cellular component: nuclear exosome (RNase complex); cytoplasm. NCBI's taxonomy places the organism in Eukaryota, Apicomplexa, Aconoidasida, Haemosporida, Plasmodiidae. Bases 1 to 588 code for a protein of 195 amino acids.
AUGAGUUAUGAAGAUGAUGAUAUUGUAAUACCAGGAGAGUUAUUAGGCUCUCAAAAUGAAUAUAUAAUAAAUGGUCAAAAUACAUAUUUAUUGAAACAUGAAAUAAGAUCUAGUAUCCUUGGUAAAAAAAUUAUAAAUAAAAAUAAUGACAAUAAAACAAUUAUAAGUGUUUAUAAUCUGAAUCCAGCUUCUUUAUCUCUUCCAAAAAUAGGAGAUAUAGUUAUAUGUAAAAUUCAUCGUGUAUCAUUCCAUAUGAUAUAUUGUUAUAUUCUAUCAUCACAUAAUAUAUAUACAAAAAACGCAUUAAAAGGAUUUAUUUUAAAAAGUGAUAUACAUAUAAAUGAAGGAGAAUUAGGUGAUAAUUUCUUAUGUUUUCAACAAGGAGAUAUAAUAAAAGCUAAAGUUCUAUCUAUAGGUCAAUACUCAUCUUAUAAAUUGUCAACAGUUGGAUCGGAUCUUGGAGUCAUAGCAGCAUUUAAUAAAAAGGGUGAAAUAUUAAGACCAGUGGCUUGGAACCUCGUAUUAAACAUAAAUGACAUGACCUUUGAAAGAAGAAAAGCUUCAAACGAUUUUUCUCUCCUUCUUUAA